AAAAAAAAAAAAAAAAAGAGUUACGACGCUAGCCUGUAACGCAACUACAAGUGUCAAACGAAAGGGAGAGACGAUUGAGAUCUAGCGAGUGGAGCACCAGCAAUGGCAAAAUCGAGCGCAGACGACGAGGAGCUCAGGCGAGCAUGCGAGGCCGCAAUUGAGGACACCAAGCAGAAGAUCGUCAUGUCGAUCCGUGUCGUCAAGGGUCGAGGAGUUUGGGGCAAAUCGGGCAAGCUUGGCCGUCACAUGGCGAAACCUAGGGUUCUUGCUCUUUCCACAAAAUCAAAAGGUCAGCGGACUAAAGCCUUUCUUCGAGUUCUAAAAUAUUCCACUGGAGGAGUUCUUGAGCCCGCAAAGUUGUACAAGCUAAAACAUCUUUCAAAGGUGGAGGUUAUUGCAAAUGACCCCACGGGGUGUACUUUUACACUGGGAUUUGAUAACCUUAGAAGCCAGAGUGUUGCUCCACCUCAGUGGACCAUGCGCAAUAUCGAUGAUAGGAACCGCCUUCUAUUAUGCAUUUUAAACAUAUGCAAAGAUGUAUUAGGGCGUCUUCCCAAAGUUGUUGGUAUAGAUGUUGUGGAGAUGGCGCUAUGGGCUAAGGAAAAUAAACCAACAGUCACUACUACUCAGAGAAGUGUACAAGAUGGCCCCGUUGCUGCAACAGUGACUGAAAGUGACUUGAAAGUGACUGUAGAGAAAGAUCUUGUGUCCCAAGCUGAGGAAGAGGACAUGGAGGCUCUUCUGGGCACUUAUGUCAUGGGUAUUGGUGAAGCAGAAGCAUUCUCUGAAAGGUUGAAGAGAGAGCUUCUAGCUUUAGAAGCAGCAAAUGUGCAUGCCAUUUUAGAAAGUGAGCCUUUGAUUGAUGAGGUAUUAAAAGGGCUUGAGGCAUCUACAAGCUGUGUUGAUGACAUGGAUGAAUGGUUGGGCAUCUUCAAUGUGAAACUGAGACACAUGAGAGAAGACAUUGAGUCGAUAGAAACUCGCAAUAACAAGCUGGAGAUGCAAUCUGUAAAUAAUAAAGCACUUAUUGAGGAACUAGAUAAGCUUGUCGGGCGCUUGCGUGUUCCUUCGGAGUAUGCAGCAUGUUUGACAGGAGGUUCAUUUGAUGAGGCUCGCAUGAUUCAAAAUGUAGAAGCUUGUGAAUGGUUAGCUAAUGCUUUACGUGGUCUUGAAGUACCUCAUUUGGAUCCUACCUAUGCGAACAUUCGAGCCGUCAAAGAAAAGCGGGCUGAACUUGAAAAAUUGAAAACUACAUUUGUUAGAAGAGCUUCCGAGUUCUUGCGAAGUUACUUUGCUAGUUUGGUGGAUUUCAUGAUAAGCGACAAAAGUUAUUUUUCACAGCGGGGGCAGUUGAAAAGGCCUGAUCAUGCUGAUUUGCGGUAUAAGUGCAGGACGUAUGCUCGGCUUUUGCAACAUCUAAAGAGUCUUGAUAAGAAUUGCCUGGGUCCACUCCGGAAAGCAUAUUGCAGCUCUCUUAAUUUGCUUCUUCGUCGAGAGGCUCGUGAAUUUGCAAAUGAGCUCCGUGCUAGUACAAAAGCAUCAAGAAAUCCCACUGUGUGGCUUGAAGCUUCCACGGGGUCCUCUCAAAAUGUGAAUGCUGCAGACACUUCUACAGUUUCUGAAGCUUAUGCUAAAAUGCUGACAAUUUUUAUCCCACUCCUUGUAGAUGAGAGUUCCUUUUUUGCACACUUCAUGUGCUUUGAAGUUCCUACACUUGUUCCUCCAGGAGGUGUUGGUAAUGGUAGUAAGUCUCGGAACAAUGAUGAUGACACCAACGAUGACGAUUUGGGGAUUAUGGAUAUUGAUGAUGAUGAUGAUGAUGGAAAAUCUGGUAAAAAUUCAGCAGAGCUCACUGCGCUAAAUGAAUCUCUUCAGGAUUUGCUUGAUGGAAUCCAGGAUGACUUUUAUGCCGUAGUAGACUGGGCUUAUAAGAUAGAUCCUUUGCGCUGCAUAUCUAUGCAUGGGAUUACUGAGCGCUAUCUCUCUGGUCAGAAAGCUGAUGCAGCUGGUUUUGUGCGUUUGUUGCUUGGGGACCUGGAGUCGAGAAUUUCCAUGCAGUUUAGCCGUUUUGUUGACGAAGCUUGUCACCAAAUUGAAAGGAAUGAGCGCAAUGUGCGGCAGAUGGGUGUUUUAUCGUAUAUCCUAAGAUUUGCUACCCUUGCGACACGGAUGGAGCAGUACAUUCAGGGACAAUCCAGGGAUUUGGUUGAUCAAGCAUACACAAAAUUUGUUAGCAUAAUGUUUGUGACUUUGGAGAAAAUUUCACAAACAGAUCCAAAAUAUGCUGAUAUAAUUCUUUUAGAGAACUAUGCAGCAUUUCAGAAUAGUUUAUAUGACCUAGCCAAUGUUGUGCCUACCCUAGCCAAGUUCUAUCAUCAGGCAAGCGAAGCUUAUGAGCAAGCUUGCACUCGAUAUAUCAGCACAAUUAUUUAUAGUCAAUUUGAACGGCUUUUCCAGUUUGCCCGAAAAAUAGAGGAUUUAAUGUACACGAUCACACCAGAAGAGAUCCCUUUCCAGCUUGGAUUGUCAAAAAUGGAUCUGCGGAAGAUGUUGAAAGCCAGUUUAACUGGGGUUGAUAAGAAUAUCACUAUGAUGUAUAAGAAGUUGCAGAAGUACUUGACAUCGGAGGAACUUUUGCCUUCUUUAUGGGAUAAAUGCAAGAAGGAGUUUCUGGACAAGUAUGAAAGUUUUGCUCAACUGGUUGCCAAGAUUUACCCCACGGAGACCAUCCCAUCUGUAGAGGAAAUGAGAGUACUUUUAGCUUCCAUGUAAAGAGGGAAUUUGCCUAUUAUAUAUAAUGUUGAUAGCCUUUUUUUUUUUUUAAAGUACGGAUGUGUUUUUGAGUUAUGUUGUAAUUCAUUCUAAACAUUUUAUUUUCUAUAAUUUGAUUUAUUAGUCAAAUUUUUGGAACCAGUUAAUUGGAUAGUAACGAGUGUAUGAUGUAUCGCUGGUACAAUGUAUAUGAUGUUUAAUUUA
Molecule: messenger RNA, 2976 nt
Organism: Morus notabilis
Lineage: Eukaryota; Viridiplantae; Streptophyta; Magnoliopsida; Rosales; Moraceae
Product: exocyst complex component SEC3A
Exons: 26
Coding region: 103-2772 (889 amino acids)
Biological process (GO): Golgi to plasma membrane transport; exocytosis
Cellular component (GO): exocyst; plasma membrane
Molecular function (GO): phosphatidylinositol-4,5-bisphosphate binding
Source: RefSeq, a predicted model, not a curated record